Cylicostephanus goldi is the source of this 608-nucleotide messenger RNA. Lineage: Eukaryota; Metazoa; Nematoda; Chromadorea; Rhabditida; Strongylidae. The record is from the annotation of a GenBank genome assembly.
AUGCGUAAUUUCACGGUUUUGUAUUUUGGAGUUGGAGGGAAUGAGCGUAGCUCCUCGAAGUUUCAUGAAGAUCCCGAAUUGCUGAUAUUUACACAGUUUUGUGAAAUAGUAACGUAUGGAAAACAAGCCGUUUUGGCCCCUUACCGUAUACCUACCAUAAACUUACCGUAUACCUACCGUAACCUUUGUAUGCGCUAUCUUUAUGAUUUUUUGCUCCUAGCCCAAAUGCCGGGAGUGUUCAAGAACUUCAAGUUCACCAAAAUGGAUAUGGGCGACAUCCCAUGCCGAGUUGGAGGCAUCAAGGUGUAUACAUCAAAUGUGGGCAGAGAUCGCAUAAUAGUGGAUAUGGACGUCGCAUAUGCUGGUGAUGCAGACUUUACCGUAUCCUGCUGUGGAUUUACUGGCGGUAUGACCAACCUACAGUUUUCCGGAAAAUUACGUGCUGUGCUCAAACCUUUACUACCUUAUCCGCCAAUGAUUGGUGGUGUCUCGGGAUCAUUUCUUGAAAUGCCGAAAAUUGAUUUCAAUCUGACAGGAAUGGGUGAGAUGGUUGAAUUACCUGGUCUCAUGAAUGCCAUCAGAAGUGUUAUAAACAGUCAGGUAUGAAU